Molecule: messenger RNA, 5508 nt
Organism: Schistosoma spindalis
Lineage: Eukaryota; Metazoa; Platyhelminthes; Trematoda; Strigeidida; Schistosomatidae
Source: the annotation of a GenBank genome assembly
UGUACCAGUGACUGUUUUACUGUGCUCGUUUGUUUAACUGUGCUAAUAACAGCCAUUUUGGGCUUCCAUUGUAUUCCGUUGCUUUUACGCGGUUUUUGGACUACGCACGUAUCUUAUCUUGCCGAUCGCAACUGUACUCCUUUGGCACGAUCUCGGUAUUCUUUCGAUACCACGAGAUCGCCAACAAAUAUAUACGACUACUACAAUCAUCUGCCUUCUGAUAUUUUGGCCUAUCGGAAUUUUAUUGGUCUAUUGGCAAGUAGUCUGGUAGCGGUGUUCAUAGUUCAGCUCAACUCGACACCACGCUACAUUUGGUGACCCGAAUUUUGGAACACGCCUCAACUUCGGUCAAAUCUUCUGCAACUGGUGAACCUACAUCUACGAGCACUUGGCAAUCGCAACCAAACCUUCCAAAGAAGUCAAUUUUGGUGAGUCUAUCGCUUAUCUAUCCACGUCUGUCAUAUAUUUCCAUAUUAAUUUUUAAUAUAUAUAUUUGACAUGACGGAUAACGAUAAGAAUAAUAUUAACGUAAUAGACUCUGACGUACAGGUUAUACACUUUCGACCUGUAUCUUUUAUUCCUCACGAUCCCGAAGUUUGGUUUGCUGCUAUAGAGUCUCAAUUUGAGACCCGUCAUAUUACAAGCCAACGGCAGAAGUACACUUACGCUCUCGAAUGUUUACCGGGAGACCAUUUAGUAGCUGUCCGUGAGGUUGUCCUCAAUUCCAAUGUGCCCAAUGUUUACGAUCGUCUCAAGGAGGCGGUCCUCAGAUAUUUCCUUCCAUCGAGGGAGGAACGAUUGAGGACGUUAUUAGCACGUCACCCCCUGGGUGAUGCUAAACCGAGCCACCACCUCACGCGCCUGCAAUCUCUUGCAGGACCCACGGCAGCCGAUUCUGAAAUUGUUAAAGAACUGUGGCUCGAAUCUCUACCAGCAUUUAUCCAACCUACAGUUACGGCCCUGCUCGAGGACGCACCACUGAAACAGGUAGCCCUCACAGCAGACAAAAUUCUAGCUAGGACUGGCAACCGAGACAACUACAUAGUUGCCUCAACGUCGCGUCCGAAAGUCGAUAUCGACGGCAGCCACUCCUCGGCUCAAGGUGACAGGGAAGGGUGUAUUCACACACGUCUUAAUUUUCGAGACCGUUGUAACGUACCCCAACCCUACGUCCCUCGAGUCCGCUCACGAUCCCGAAAAGCCGUCAACACUCGCCCAACGAGGGCAUCUUCCAAGCCACGCCAAAAGGCGGCUUCGGAAGCGAGUGCAGGUUGGUGCUGGUUUCAUCGAUCCUUCGGAUCUGGUGCCCGCCGUUGUCGAGCCCCGUGCUCAUACAAGGCGGGAAACUCCAAAGCCGGCGAGUAAAAGCGGCCGUACUCGCCGGCCCUGCCCCCCAGGUUGGCCGUUUAUUUUACGUGCACGAUUAUCGCACAAACGCUAGGUACCUAGUUGAUACAGGUGCCCAAGUUUCUGUCGUACCACGAGGUAUCAUCAAGUCACAAGCUACAAUGCUUCGACUACGCGCUGCAAAUGGCUCAGCCAUUCCUACCUACGGUACACGACAACUCGCGGUCAACCUGGGCAACCGACGACGGUAUCUGUGGACGUUCAUCAUUGCUGAUGUUCCCACAGCCAUACUAGGUAUUGAUUUCCUACAGCACUAUGAAUUGCUAGUCGAUUCACGUAGGCUGCAGCUAAUCGAUACUUCGUCGAACAGCAAAUUCAUGGGCUUUAAAGCUCACACAAACGCGUACCGAAUCCUCGGAACUUUUUAUUCGCGUGACGAUAAAUUCCACGCCUUAUUCGAGAAAUUCCCCAGAUUAACUAAACCAUUCGAGGAGAUUUCAUCGGUGACCAAUCGUGUGGUACACCACAUAGUCACCCGCGGACCACCAGUCACGGCAAGACCACGCCGACUGGCACCGGACAAAUUAGCUUUCGCUAAACGUGAGUUUGACAAUUUACUAUCUUCUGGUAUUAUUCGUCCUUCUCACAGUCCUUGGGCCUCUCCUUUACACAUGGUGCGCAAAAAGGAUGGGGUUAGUUGGAGACCUUGCGGCGACUACCGAGCAUUAAACGUAGUUACGCGCCUUGAUAGCUACCCCAUCCCCCACAUACACGACAUCACGGCAUCGCUCAAGGGCACGACUAUCUUUUCUAAAAUCGAUCUGGUACGAGCAUAUCACCAGAUCCCAGUCGCUCUUGAAGACAUCGAAAAAACUGCUAUCACGACUCCUUUCGGUCUGUUUGAGUUCCUACGAAUGCCAUUUGGAUUACGGAAUGCUGCUCAAACUUUCCAAAGGUUUAUCGAUAGCAUAGUACGAGACUUGGAUUUUGUUCACGUCUAUAUUGAUGACCUGCUGAUCGCAUCAUCAAACGUAGAUGAACAUUAUCAACACCUUACGCUAUUAUUCCAACGUCUUUCGGAUAAUGGAAUAGUAGUCAACCCAGAGAAAUGUGAAUUGGGUAAAUCAGAAAUAAUAUUUCUGGGUCACAUCAUCAAACAAGAGGGUAUUCUGCCUUGCGAGGACAAAGUUCGAGCAAUCAAGGAGUACAACGUGCCGUCCUCAAUCAAGGAACUGAAGGCUUUUCUCGGUUUGGUUAACUUCUACCGACGUUUCAUCCCUCACGCGGCAGAACGGUUACGACCAUUAACCGAUUUACUACGCGGUAAUCCACGCAAAUUAGAACUGAACGAUACCGCACGUACUGCAUUCUCAGAGAUCAAAACGGCUCUCGCUGAAGUUACACUUCUCGCUCAUCCUGACCCAUCAGCCACGCUUAGUAUAGCGGUUGAUGCAUCAGAUUUCGCUAUAGGAGCCGUUAUGCAACAGAAUAUCUCCGGUAGUUGGCAACCGCUUGAAUUUUUCUCACGACGCCUUACUCCCACGGAGACGAGAUAUAGCGCUUUUGGUCGCGAGCUGCUUGCAGCCUACUGCGCCAUCAAACAUUUCCGGCACGCAGUAGAAGGACGUCAAUUCAUCUUAUUCACCGACCAUAAGCCCUUAACGUAUGCCCUGCAUACCAAGUCUGACCGCUACUCACCACGAGAGUGCAGACAUUUGGACUAUAUCUCCCAGUUCACGACAGACCUUCGUCACAUUAAAGGCGAGUCGAACUAUGUUACCGAUGCUCUAUCACGUAUCCAGACGAAUGCAGUUACCUUACCGGUGCUCGAUCUUCCUGCUAUGGCCGCCGCGCAAGCAAACGAUCCUGUCUGUACAGAAGCACCACAAUCUUCGUCCCUUCAGUGUCAGGAAGUACCCCUAGCUACUAGCUCAGGUACUAUCCUAUGUGAUACGUCUACCGGUCUACCUCGACCCAUCGUACCCUCUACCUAUCGCCGUCUCGUCUUCGAUGCCCUUCAUGGAUUGUCUCAUCCAGGUAUCGCAGCCACAUUACGUCUCAUCGCUGCACGAUACGUCUGGCCGUCCAUGAAUAAAGAUGUUCGUAUGUGGGUAAAGCAAUGCUUACAGUGUCAACGAUCAAAAGUGCACAGGCACGUAGCUGCCCCCAUUGGCACGUUCGCUACGCCUGAUGCUCGCUUUGAUCACGUUCAUAUAGACAUUGUAGGACCAUUGCCACCAUCGCAUGGGUAUGAUCACAUACUCACGUGCAUUGACCGUUUUACAAGAUGGCCCGAAGCUAUUCCCAUCACGUCUAUCACGGCGGAGACAGUUGCUCACCGCUUCGUAGAACGAUGGAUAGCAUUGUACGGUUGUCCCUCGACUGUCACGACUGACCGAGGACAACAAUUCGAGUCCGCAUUAUUCUCCUCACUGACCAGGCUGCUUGGUACGGAACGCAUACGCACUACCGCCUACCAUCCAGCAUCGAAUGGUUUAGUCGAAAGGUUUCAUCGCCAACUUAAAAGUGCUCUUCGAGCACACGAAAACGACAAUUGGUACGAAACCUUACCGCUCGUUCUCUUAGGCAUCAGAACGAGUUUGAAGGCAGAUAUCCAAUGUUCCGCCGCUGAACUUGUAUACGGCACGACAUUGCGUCUGCCUGGGGAAUUCUUCACACCACGGAGCAGUAAUGAUUUCGGUAAAUCAGACUACGUCCAUCGACUGUCUGCAUUUAUGCGAACGCUGUCUCCGGUGUCAACUCGAAUACAACAUCGACAGGUCGCUCUCCCUCGAGAGUUAUCUACCUGUUCACAUGUUUUCAUACGAGUAGAUUCGGUACGCAAACCUCUACAACAGCCUUACGAAGGCCCUUUUCACGUGAUCUCUCGUCACGAAAAGACCUUCAAGGUUGAUCGACACGGCCGCGUCGAGAUCGUCAGCAUUGAUCGUCUCAAACCAGCACACGUCGAUGACAGUGCCCUACCCAAUAACUUGAGACUCAAUGCUAGACCUACCAAACCCUCUAGCGGGAUCUCUACAUCUACCUCGGAUCCCACGCUAGAUACAUCAGAGACCUCGUUCUCACGUCCCGGUCAACAGCACGCGUCAUCUGCACCAUCUACGGACGAGACUUCCGUCUCACGUCCAGAUCGGCAGACCACGCCGCCCUUGACCUCGGAUGAGAUCGCAGGCUCACGAAGUACGAACGAGACUACCGUCUCACGUUCCGGUCGCCGAGUACGAUUACCCGUACGCUUUCGCGACUAAACGCACAGUCAAUAACGGAUACGGUGUAGGAUUAUUCCUAUACUACACGCAUGCUACACUUUUCUUUUUUUGAUUUUUUUUUGUAUCCUGAGCCCACGCCUCCGACCAUCGUCCAUUUGAUAACGUCGACUUCAGUCAACUUUGGCGAAAGCUGGUUUGGUCACCCACGCUCUAGUCAACGCACUCAGUCGAUUAUCUGGUCUCGAAUUCGCCUGGCAUAUGCUUGGUAGUUAUGGUCGCGUCCGGUUUCCUGGCUCAACGUGGUUUCGUCCUACGUCUGCAGCGUUUUCUGGUUCACAUCCCUACGAACGCAAUCAUCAGAUUCUGGAUACAAACCACUCUGGUGUGGUAUGCUAACUCGACCAACAAAUACAGCACACUUCUCCUGGUACCGUUCUGCGCAAAAGACUUUCGUUGGCAACUCGAGGAUCAAUGAUCACUUCCUGUUCCGCCAAUUUCCUCCGUCCUACAACCGCAAUUCUGCCGAUCAGUCCCACGAAUCAAACCGCUAACUAUCGAAAGUGUAAACCCUUUCUAGCGGGGGGCUCCUGUAGUGACCUACUUUUGUCAACAGAACACGAUUGGUUCGAUGAAAACAAUUAUUAUUAUAACCAAUUGUACCAGUGACUGUUUUACUGUGCUCGUUUGUUUAACUGUGCUAAUAACAGCCAUUUUGGGCUUCCAUUGUAUUCCGUUGCUUUUACGCGGUUUUUGGACUACGCACGUAUCUUAUCUUGCCGAUCGCAACUGUACUCCUUUGGCACGAUCUCGGUAUUCUUUCGAUACCACGAGAUCGCCAACAAAUAUAUACGACUACUACAAUCAUUUGCCUUCUGAUAUUUUGGCCUAUCGGAAUUUUAUUGGUCUAUUGGCAAGUAGUCUGGUAGCGGUG